This is a messenger RNA of Microplitis mediator, 2025 nucleotides long. It is a transcript of the gene BBS4, whose product is annotated as Bardet-Biedl syndrome 4 protein. Gene Ontology annotation, molecular function: protein binding. The transcript is spliced from 11 exons. Gene Ontology annotation, cellular component: ciliary basal body. Gene Ontology annotation, biological process: protein localization to cilium; cilium assembly. The coding region runs from base 406 to 2010 and encodes 534 amino acids. The record is from RefSeq and is a predicted model, not a curated record. NCBI's taxonomy places the organism in Eukaryota, Metazoa, Arthropoda, Insecta, Hymenoptera, Braconidae.
AAUUUUUCAUCAUAACGUCAAUCGAUUUAAAGAAAUGGUAUUUCGGGAGUAAAAAUUAAUACACGUAGGAUAAAAAUUGGUAGAUUCCGAUAAAAUAUUCCCAAUAACCGAUUAAACAAAGGCUCCCAACAAUGUAAUAAACAACUUAACUAUUUCUCGGCUGUAAAAUUACUUUACAUGGAAUUCUCCAUGUUCUAAGUAAUAUAUUUGAUAUUACAAAAAUACAUCUGAACAAGAAAAAUGUUUCAUCAAGUUUUGCAUCUCGUUCAACGUAAAUUAUUCGUCGAAUUUAUUGUAGUGUAUCGUGUAUUUGAGUCAUGUGACUUGUAGUUGUCAAGGUAACCACGGUCAAACAUUGAAGCGUCGAAUGAAAAAUUAUUCCAUCGGAUACACAGUUGAAUUUUUAUGAUUACAAAACAAAUCUUUGUUUUGGGGGUCAUAAUGAACAAUAAUUCUCUUAAUAACGGAGUUAUUCCUUAUCAGUUGAUACAGCGUCACCAACACAAUAGUACGUUUGGAACAAACAAAAAAGUUCCAGAUAAUCUAGUGAUUAUGAAUCGUAAUUGGGCGUUGCAUCGACAUUAUAUUCGACAUCAAUAUCAAAUAUCAGCAAGUAUGAUUCGAAAAGAAUUAAUACGAUCUAAUGAGAGGAAUGAAUAUGCUACUUACAUAAUGGGUAUUCUAUAUAGAAAAGAGGGAAAAAUUCAAGAAUCAUUAUAUUACUUUCAAAAAAGUUAUCAUAUGAAUUCUACAAAGCUUUCCAAUGUUAAGCAAAUUGCGAAAUCACUGUUCCUGUUAGGAAACCAUGCUCAUGCAAUCAACAUCUAUUCAGAGGCCCUUCGAAUUCCCAAUCUUUCAAAUUGGCGCGUGUAUUAUAAUAUCGGAGAAUGUUACUUAGCAUUGCAUCAUAUUGAAAGUGCAGAAAGGAACUUAAUAAAGUCUACUGAGUUGACAAGCCAUGUAACUCCUCAUGUAACUCUUGCCCGAAUUUAUAUAUUCAAAGAUGAGCUGAGUAAAGCAAUAGCAACUUAUAAAUCAGCAUUAAUUACCUGCACUAUACAGAAUGAAGUGAUAGCAAAAUUAGGACUUCUGUAUCUGAAAAUGAAUGAUGUACUAAAAGCAUUCCAUGAAUUUGGAAAGAUACUAUCACAGGACUCAGUAACAUCUAGGGCUAUGCUUGCGGUAGCAUAUAUAAUACAGAUUCACCGAGAACCUGAAAUCGCUAUUUCCAAGUUUAAAGUAGCCGCUCAGAGUUUUCCAGAAUCUUUCCAUUUGUGGAAUAAUAUUGGCGUUUGUCUCUAUGAAAAACGAAAAUUCCUUGCAGCGAUAAGUUGUUUAAAAAGAGCUCACUAUUUCCACCCUACAACUUUGUCAACAGCAUGUAUUUUGGGAAAAGUUCUUAUAAUUACAAACCAGUUUGCCUCAGCAGCUAUCUAUUUAUGUAGUGCAGUUACUGGAGGAACUAAAAAUUACAUUCCAUUUUUACUACUCAGUUAUGCUCUGGCAGCAUUGGAUGACUUGGAGGGUGCUGAACAAAUCAUCUACAAAGCACAUUCGAUAGCUCCUCAAAAUCCAGCAGUUCUUGUGAAUUAUGCUAUAAUUCUUGAAGCCAGAAACAAUUAUGAGCAUGCGUUUGCAAUACUUUCUCAACUUAAUGAUAUAUCAACUAUAACUUCCGUUGAAUUGCAGUUUUUAAGAUGGAUCUUUCAAGAAUCAAUGAAAUCAACACUUUGGCGUACAUCUCGCCUGUUAAAAAACUUCAGGAACUGGAAGCUGACAAGACAUAAAAUUACUGAAAUUAAAAAAAUUUCAACGCAAUAUGGACCUAAAGUAGUUGCCGACCUCGAUGAUGAAUUGACAAUCUACUUUCCUUCAAGAACAAAUACUGAAUUGUUAGCUCAUGAAGAUAAAUUAAAAACUCUCAUUGACAUGGUUUCUCAAAAGAAACUCCAUCUCCUUUUCCAUGGAACAAAAUACAGUAAAAUUAAAUUUGUAACUGAAUCAUUAUAAGAAUACUUUUUGAGC